AUGUCACUAGGUACAAGAAUAAAUGGUUACUUCCGUGAAGGUAGCGAGCGAGCUCGCCGACUUAUUCUUCUUCGACCCUCUCGUUCUCUCCCACGAGGUGUGUUAGUUGGGCCAAGACGAGUAAUUGAUCCAGAGUCAGGCCAAGUAUCCCACGAAACAACAUCAAGGGAACUUCAAGUAUCUGAUUACCAUUGGGAUUUUCAAUUUGAAGAGCUUUUAGAAGAACAAUGGGAAGAUUCGGAUGACGGUGAACCAAUUACUGUCGAAGAAGCCAUUAUCUCCUCAACACGACGCAGAAAACCGGGUGUUCCGCGUUUAAUUCAGCUCGCAGUUGCUAGUAUUGUAAAGAACGUUGCCGACAUUACUUAUGAAAACAUUCAGUAUAUGGCACCACUUCAUCUCGAGUUUAUCUGGCGGGAGUUGACCAAGAGAUGUGUGAAUAGUUUCAAUACCUGGAAGGCCUUUUCAAAGGUUCUUGGUCGACAAAGAGGCGCUAUUUUGAACCAGUUUCGAUAUAGCAAUGCUAUUACAGAACCAAUUCCGUCCUUGUCCGUCUAUACAAAGCCACUUACUUCAGCCACUUUUGACUAUCUCGUGCAUUUGUCUAUUACCACUGCUUUUAGUACUUCGGACUUGGUCGAACUAUCAACUCUCACCAAUCUAGUAGCGCUUGAGGUUAUCAACCCAAAGCAGGACAACCAUCUCAAAAAUACCGGCAAAUUAUUCGACAGCAGCUUCGGCGACCGGGUAAUCAAAACAUGGAGCGAAUCCGCAAUUGAAAGCAAAGGUUUCCAGGUUCUGAGGAUAUUGAAGCUUCGAAACUUCAAAGAAAUCACCAACAAUUGCUUCCAAUAUCUGAACGGUUUCCCUGUUCUAGCUGUCUUCGAUGUUCUUGAUUGCGGUUUUGAAGGAUUGGCACAGCUUGGCGCGGAGGCAUUUGGAUGGGAAGUCCAUCCUGAUGGAGCGUUUCUCGAGAUAUUACAGUCAGCCUGUGUAAAGCAUAGUAUGGCGUUGCGCACCACUCUUGGUCUCCCAGUAAGACCAGUGCGUAGAUCUGCUGCAAAGCCUUUGUAUGAAAAAGCCAAGAUUACGAUGAUUCCUCGAGCAGAUGUACCAGCCUUCCUUGCAGGAGAUCGGGCUUCCUCUUCAACAGCAGCACGAAAUAGCGCUUAUGUCGAUGCUGAAGAGCGAGUAACAAGAUUGGAGCAAACCCCCUCUGGCCGCGCCAGACUCGCACGAAUGGGCUUCUCACACUUCGAGGCCGUGGAUUACAUGAGUCGUAGAGCUGUGCGUGAGCUUGAAACAUGGGAAUUCCGCACUUACACGGCUCUCAAUCGCAUCAGCGAGCUCCGUAACGAUGAGGACUUGCGCGCUGCUGGUAUCGAUGUCGGUGAUUCGGUUCCGUUGGUCUCGGGUGAAGUUAUUUCUGCUGUUCCUGUGGCUUCUGUUCGUCUGGGUCCAGAGCUGUUGUAUCCGCUUGCGCGCGGACAGCUACAUCAGCCGUUCUAUGAUGGCGGGGUGGCUGAUCGCUCGCUCAAAUUUACUAGUAGGGAUUUGGGGGUUAAUGCAAAGGGAUACGUUUAUACUCGUAUCAAGGUUGCUACUGCAAGAACUAGGACGCGGGAGCAGGCUGAGGGAGAGGCUGAGGGAGCGGGAGAGGGAGGUGGAGAGGCUGAGGAUGAGGCUGGACGUGAGGCUGGACGCGAGGCUAGGGGCUCGGGUUCUCGCCAAAGUAAGCGUAGAAAGGUUAGGGGAGAGAAGCGACAGCAGUUAGGCGACCUCUUGGCGGGGGUAAUGGGGGUUAUUUAG
Molecule: messenger RNA, 1809 nt
Organism: Sclerotinia borealis F-4128
Lineage: Eukaryota; Fungi; Ascomycota; Leotiomycetes; Helotiales; Sclerotiniaceae
Source: the annotation of a GenBank genome assembly